AGGGCUGGGUCUCGGUCCCCUGGAAUGUGCACUAGGGGCACUGAACCAGCCAGCCGUCAGUGGCAGGAUAGCUAGAACGUCUCUCGCCUUCUCCCGCUCUUGUAUGCAACUGCCUCGGUGCGUUUCUGCUCGGCCUUGAGGAGGGGUGUUUAUUUAUAUGCAGGAAAUCAGCAAAGGGCUACACACCUACAUGCUUAUCUAGAUAGGCAAUAAGGCCUGGUCGCGAAAAGGGUGAUAAUUCGUCCGAAGCUCGACUCCUGUUUGACACAACGGAGGUUUGUGCCACUCCUUUCUUUUCCUAGUGGCCUCAUUUUUCUCCUCUCUCUUUCUCGAACUCUCUUUCUCCUCUUCUACCAUACUUCCUCGCAAAGGAGCCAUACUCCCCCAACCAUGGCGAGAAGACAACACUUAUCGUUAAUGGUCCUGCUGGCCGUCGUGGUCUUCUUCAGCGUCUCGUACCUCUUCUCGAGCAGCACUAGCGAACCCUCAUCGCCUGCGCCGCCCGCUGUCGCUGCCGCCGCCAAAGGCGACUCUCCCGAGAGCGCCGACAUUCCCGACCUGGGUCACAUUUCUAGCAGCAUCCUCACUGGCGAUUCUAUAGCUCCGAAGUUAGAGAAUGCAACUGCAAAAGCCGAGCUUGGCCGCGCCUCGUGGAAGCUCCUCCACACGAUGAUGGCGCGCUUCCCCGAGAAUCCCACCCCCGACGACAGACUCGCUCUCAAGACGUACAUCCAGCUCUUCGGCCGCCUUUACCCCUGCGGCGAGUGCGCUUCACACUUCCGCACACUGCUGGCAAAGUACCCGCCCCAGACGAGCAGCCGGAACGCUGCCGCCGGCUGGGCCUGCUUUGUCCACAACGAGGUCAACACGCGCUUGAAGAAGGAGCAGUUUGACUGUAGCAAGAUUGGUGACUUCUACGACUGCGGCUGCGGCGAUGAGGACAAGAAGAAGAAGGAGCCCGAGGAGAAGCCCAGCUUGGAGCUGGAGAGGGAUGGUCUGACAAAGGGGGGUUAAGAUAACGGUACUUUGGGCCGACCGGGAAGCGUACUUUGCAUAUUUUCGACGUAUCAGCGCUGUAACAUAUCACACAACUAGAAGACUUGUAUGAAGACGGAUUUAUCUCUGGGCCGGUGGUGUGGAGGACGACCGGGCCCGACGACCAGAACCUAGCCGAAACUGUGAUGCUGGAACCACUGCACUCGCGAUGGCAUGGU
Colletotrichum navitas is the source of this 1214-nucleotide messenger RNA. Its product is annotated as ERV/ALR sulfhydryl oxidase domain-containing protein. The record is from RefSeq and is a predicted model, not a curated record. Gene Ontology annotation, cellular component: mitochondrion. Lineage: Eukaryota; Fungi; Ascomycota; Sordariomycetes; Glomerellales; Glomerellaceae. The transcript is spliced from 3 exons. Gene Ontology annotation, molecular function: flavin adenine dinucleotide binding; flavin-dependent sulfhydryl oxidase activity. The coding region runs from base 391 to 1014 and encodes 207 amino acids.